AUGUGUCCCUCACAAAGAAAUCCCAACCUGGGAUGUGGGCUAGUCUGACAAAGCCGCCAUUUCAAAACGCGAAGGAGCAACACAAGCUGUCGGAAACUUUGUAUAUUGUUUAUUUUUCUAACAUAUUUUUUUAUUUUUCUUAGCAAAUAGGAAAAUUAUAUUACUUUUUGAAUCUACCUCUUCGCCUGCAUCAGCAACUAAAAUGGAUGCAGACACAGAAGAAAAGAUGACAGACACUUCAAAACCUUCCAAGGAUGAAUCUGAGCAACCGGCAAUGGACAACAAAGCUCGGGGCCGUGGGUUUAAAGGUCGUGGUCGAGGGGGUCGGAUGAAUCGAGGGGGCAUGCGUGGCGGGCGGGGCAUGAUGAAAAUGUUUGGACCACCUGUACAUGGGAGGGGACGCCCAAAAGAUGGACCCAUGAAUGGAUUUGCACCCAUGAGAGGAAUGAGGAGGAUGCGACCUUACCCAGAUGUGAGAGGUCAUCGAGGUAGGGGUGGACCAAUGGGCAUGGGCCCUCCUCCUCCUCCUCCUCCCCUACCACCUCCCAUGCACCUCAGAGGCCCCUUCCCACCCAUGCCUAGGCACGGACCCCCUCCGCCCCCUCCUCCAGGUUAUCCUGGUUUCAGAGGGCGUCCACCACACCCUCGAGGACGUGGCAUGCUGCCCCCUGGACCUCCACGCCACUUCCACCCCCGUGGCCCGAGAGGCUACCACAAUGGACCAGUCUCUCCUCCGCCUCACCCCCCACCUGGCAGAGGCCAGAGGUGGCCAGGGCCCCCUGGUGGCCGACGCUUUUAACACAGCCUGCCCUAAAAAACAAUAACCAAGCACCUGUUAAUGUAGAAGGGGCCUAAAACGGUGCAGUAAAUUAAAUGCCCCUCACUUAUGUGUUAUACAAAGUCUGUGGCCAAAUGUCUGGUUAUUGAUAUUGUCUACUGGCAAAGAAAUAAUGUGAAAAAGACUAAUGACAACCGAGGACACAGAAAUGCCUCACAGUUUUUAACAAUGUAAAGGCAUCCUCGCAUUCUGUAACCUUUUUGUUAUAGAAAUAUUGUUGGUACUGUAGGAACUAUUUGACGUUUGUUGAGAAAAAGUUGUUGAAAACAAGACACUGUUCUCGAAGGGAGGAAAAUUCAUGUCAGAGUUCAUUAAGUGUUCUGUGGUUCUUGUUAUAGUCACCCUGUGAGCCUUAAGAAAUGUUUCUGAUCAUUAAUAAAGAAUUACAAAAUGGGUGACAUUGCAUAUUUGAAGGUGGGGAACAAUUGAUAUAAGAGUGCGCAACAGCCCUCAAGCACCACUGUUACUAGCUUAGUACACUUUAGACCUCCCUAACCUUUCCUUUUGUUACAUGGAAAACGUUACUGUAUUAUAACCUCACCAAGCAGUGCAGCAAAUAUUGUUGAACACAGUUUUCAAGAGAAAAGACAAUAUUCCACUUGUCAAGUAUUCAUGAGUAUUUAAUUUUUAUAUUUUAUAUCAUUUAUGUGCAGCUCUUUUUAAGUUAUGAGAAUUGCUGUUUGAAACAUUCAUGUUUGUCUUUAUCAGUCUAUUGUGUAAAGACACAAAGUAAAAGGCAUUAAAUGAAUAGUUUAUAGUUUAUUGAAAUAGAUAUAUAGUAGCUUUUUUAUAGAGGGAAAGCAAAUUCCAUUAUAUUUACUUCAGUUAAGGUUAACUCUUUACUGUGUUCAGUUCUUUGAAUUGUUAUAAAAACUUUAUUCACUGUAAUUAACAUAACUUUUGUGAACCUGUGAAUGUGUUUUAUGAAAAUCGUCAAGACAUAUGAAGUAGUCAUGGAGAAAAAAAAAAUAAAAGUAAAAAUAAACUCAA
This is a messenger RNA of Acanthopagrus latus (yellowfin seabream), 1828 nucleotides long. RefSeq lists its product as uncharacterized. Bases 203 to 799 code for a protein of 198 amino acids. The transcript is spliced from 6 exons. Lineage: Eukaryota; Metazoa; Chordata; Actinopteri; Spariformes; Sparidae. The record is from RefSeq and is a predicted model, not a curated record.